Molecule: messenger RNA, 1426 nt
Organism: Dioscorea cayenensis subsp. rotundata (Guinea yam)
Lineage: Eukaryota; Viridiplantae; Streptophyta; Magnoliopsida; Dioscoreales; Dioscoreaceae
Product: uricase-2
Exons: 9
Coding region: 141-1112 (323 amino acids)
Biological process (GO): urate catabolic process; purine nucleobase catabolic process
Cellular component (GO): peroxisome
Molecular function (GO): urate oxidase activity
Source: RefSeq, a predicted model, not a curated record
GAAAAAGGAAAUUGCAACUGUUUGGAUGUUUGUGCUGAGAGAGAGAGAGAGAGAGAGCGAGAGAGAGAGAGCUUUGAGCAGAUUCUGCCUAUUGGGAGAGCGAGAGGGAGUGGGAGAGAGGGAGAAACAGAGAUUUGGCCAUGGCGGAUGGUUUGAAGCUUGAGCAGAGGCAUGGGAAGAGCAGAGUGAGAGUUGCAAGGGUAUGGAGGAACUCAGUCACCGGAAAAGACCUUAUCGUCGAGUGGCGUGUUGCUGUCAGUCUCGUCACUGAUUGCCUCCCGGCUUUCACCUCCGGCGAAAACUCCUCCAUCGUCGCUACUGAUUCCAUGAAGAACACUGUUUAUGUAAAAGCAAAGGAGUGCACUGAGGUUGUUUCAGUGGAGGAGUUUGCAAUCAUUCUUGCCAAACAUUUCACAUCACUGUACCCACAGGUGGAAAGUGCAACAAUUAGUAUUGUUGAGAAGCCGUGGGAGCGCCUUGUUUUAGGACGGCAACCUCAUUCACAUGGAUUUAAAGCUGGAUCUGAAAAGCAUACAGCAGAAGUAACAUUGAAGAAGAAUGGCACUAUGACUUUGACUUCUGGAAUUGAAGGACUGGCUGUUCUUAAAACAACAAAGGUUUUGAAGGAUUCGUACGGGAUAAAUACACAAUUCUUCCUGAUACAACUGAGAGGAUAUUGGCUACUGAAGUCACAACUAAGUGGAGCAUUUCUCGAAGAUGACAACGACCAAGUCUCUUGUGCCAGAUUUGUGUGGUACAGGUAUGCAUUUGAAUGGCUUUCCGAUAUUCCCCCAAAGCCAUUUUGUUUCACACAGAGGUAUCAAGAAGUGAAGGAAGUUCUGCUUGAGACAUUUUUUGGUCCACCGCAGGUUGGAGUCUACAGUCCAUCAGUCCAAAACACUCUCUACCUCAUGGCCAAAGCUGUUCUGAACAAGUUCCUGGAUGUUACAUCACUUCAUCUUCGAAUGCCGAAUCUUCACUUUUUACCAGUGAACUUGACAGCUAAGACUAAUCCAAACAUGGUCAAAUUUGCUGAUGAUGUCUAUAUGCCAACCAACGAACCCCAUGGAACCAUUGAAGCCACUGUGACCCGCUGUAUGUCGAAAAUGUAGAAGUCAGUCUCAAGACCAAGGAUGAUGAUAAAAGCUCUAAACAGAAUAAUGAUCGGUGGUAUUCUAUAUGCCGUUCGAUCGGUUAAUUGAUGUGUUUCGUUUAAUAACUGGUUAAAUGAUUGUUUCAAGAGACUGGACAAGAUGCAAUAUCUUGAAAUGGUUGAUGUUUGAUAUUGAACACAUCCUACUAAACUUCUUGCAAUAAGAGCUUGUUUAACUGGGAUGUUUUCUUGGGGUGUUGUUACUUUGUGUGGAUUUUAUGUAAAUUUUUACAUGCUUGGAUUUCAAUGUACUCUUUUGAAAGGUAUUGGCCA